Messenger RNA from Dioscorea cayenensis subsp. rotundata (Guinea yam), 2009 nucleotides. RefSeq names its product probable LRR receptor-like serine/threonine-protein kinase At1g53430. Gene Ontology annotation, molecular function: protein binding. The transcript is spliced from 18 exons. NCBI's taxonomy places the organism in Eukaryota, Viridiplantae, Streptophyta, Magnoliopsida, Dioscoreales, Dioscoreaceae. Bases 9 to 1922 code for a protein of 637 amino acids. The record is from RefSeq and is a predicted model, not a curated record.
GCGAGGAGAUGAGGUCCAUUCAUGGAGUUGUUUCAAUGUUUUUCUUCCUCUAUUUCGUGGUUUGGAGCUGCUUUGAGAUUUUCCAUUGCCAAGCCCAACCCCUCCCUCAACAUGAAGUGGAAGCACUGAAGAAGAUAGGAUCCCAGCUUGGGAAACAAUGGGACUUCGCAGUGGACCCAUGCAGUGGUUCCUCCGGCUGGGUGAAUUCCACCUCCGACAAAGAUUUCACCAGCAACGUCACUUGCGGCGCUUGCACCGCCGCCUCAUGCCACGUCAUCAGCAUCAUCCUCAAGAGCCAGAACCUCACCGGUUCCCUCCCUGAUGACUUCUCUGCUCUAACCUCUCUCCAAACCAUAGAUCUCUCAAGGAAUUAUUUGAGUGGCACUAUCCCUGUUGCAUGGGCUUCACUCCCUCUCACCAAACUUGCUCUUUUGGGAAAUCGCAUCUCUGGGAGCAUUCCCGAAGAGCUUGGUGACAUCUCCACUCUCCAAGAGUUAAUUUUGGAAGACAACUUUAUUGAAGGCGCAAUUCCUCAUUCUCUUGGCAAGCUAGUAAACUUGGAAGGACUUCUUAUUUCAGGAAAUAACUUCUCUGGGCAGUUGCCAGAUUCAUUAGGCAAUCUCAGAAACCUAACAAAUUUACGAAUUGAUGGCAAUCCUAUAUCAGGAAAAAUACCAAGUUUCGUUGGAAACUGGACGAAGCUGCAACGACUAGACAUGCAAGGCACUUCCAUGGAAGGGCCUUUUCCCCCCAUAUUUUCUACAUUAGAAUCAUUAACAGAGCUGAGGGUGACUGACUUGGCAGGAGGUGAUGGCACCUUUCCACCAUUACAAAAUAUGAUAGAAAUGAAAGAAUUAGUAUUGCGGAACUUGUCAAUAUCUGGUGAACUUCCUGUAUAUAUUGGGAAUAUGGCAAAUCUCAAAGUCCUUGAUUUAAGCUUUAACAAUUUGACCGGGCAGAUUCCAGUCAACUUUAGCAUGUUGAAUAAAUUGAAGUUUAUGUACCUUACUGCUAAUCAGCUUACAGGAGCAAUUCCAGAAUGGAUUCAGGGCAGGAAGAAACAUAACAUUGAUCUAUCAUAUAACAGUUUUGAUGGUUCUGAUGCGCCGGCCUAUUGUCCUUUGUCUAGUAACUUGAAUUUGGUUUCUAGUUACUCAUCUACAUUCACAGAUAAUAAGUCGAUUGCCUCAUGUUUGAGAAAAAGCCAGCCUUGUUCUGGAAAAGCAAGAAAUUACAACUUGUUCAUAAACUGCGGUGGUGGUCCAGUAACAGUCGGUGAUAAUGAGUACCAAGCUGACGUAGAUAGUGAAGGUCCAUCAAUUUACAGCUCAUUUGAUGAAAAAUGGGCUUAUAGUUCUACUGGUGACUUUGUGGGCAAUGAAGACCAACAAUACAUUGUGACUAAUGUGUCAGCUUUGAACUCCAACUUGCCAAAUCCAGAAUUGUACAUGAGUGCUCGUCUUAACCCGCUCUCUCUAAAGUAUUAUGGCCUCUGCCUUCAGAAUGGAAUCUAUACAGUAAAUCUGCACUUUGCUGAGAUUAUGUUCACCGAUGAUCAGACUUUUGCUAGUCUUGGAAGGCGCUACUUUGAUGUAUCUAUACAGGGGGAGAAAGUAUUGAGGGACUUCAAUAUUGCAAAUGAAGCUAAUGGAACUGGUCAGGCAAUCAUUAAGAGUUUCAAUGCUAAUGUAUCUAAUAACACUUUGGAAAUUCACUUUCAAUGGGCUGGAAAAGGAACCACUGCAAUUCCUCACAGAAGUGUAUAUGGACCUCUAAUUUCAGCUAUUUCAGUUACACCAAACUUUGAGCCUGAUACAAGUGAUAGCAGGCUAUCUACUGGAGCUCUUCUCUGUUGGAGUUUAAGACGAACUCCUUUGAAAUUUAUUAUUGCUAUCCUUUUUAAUAUUUUAACCUUUAUCUGAAUUUGGAUUUGAGAAGCUUUUAAACUAUUAGGAUCUCAUUGUCCUGUAAUGCAUGUGAGAUUACCUUUAUUAACAAACCUAUUUUAU